AUGGUGAAACAUUGCAUAGCUUUUGGGUGUCAAAACCGAAGUUCCAAAGCGGAAUGCAAGUACUUAUCAUGGCAUUCGCUGCCGCUGUCAGACAAGAAUUUGCUGGCACAAUGGCUCGUGAAACUGCGUCGAGAGAACACUCCGGUAAACAAAAACUCUUAUGUCUGUAGUCAGCAUUUUGAAGCUAAUUGCUUCAUAAAACCAAUGGGAGGACAGAGAAUUCGCUUGAAGCCAGAUUCCGUACCGACAAAGUUUAUAUUUACUGUUGAAAAACCAAAGAGGAAAGAGCCCGCUGAUCGAGCAACGUUGAACACAAAGAAAACAAAAAUAGAGAAAUCGCAGCAGCAUUCAGCCCCCGAACCGAUAAACAUUGAAAACACCAAUUUUAAAUCUGUUUCAGAUGGUGUGGGAACUGAACAUCUCGAAAGUGAAGGUUUAUUUCAAAUUGUAGAUGAAAACUGGGAACAUCAACUUCAGUUAAAGAAUGACGAAAUCUCAUGUUUACUUGAGAAAUGGCAAACUAAGGAGCGCGAACUGAACAAAAAAAUACAAGAGCUGGAGAAUCAACUUGAAGAAGAAAGAAGUGCCAGAAAGGAGCUGGAAUUAUUUAUCGAGAAGAAAGUCUUCAGCAUCGAAACUGUAAAGGAAAAUGAUAAAUUAUUAAGAUUUUACACUGGAUUUGAAAACUAUGAAGUGUUUUCAAUGGUUCUUGACUUUCUGGGGAGCCGGGGAGACAGCUGA
Molecule: messenger RNA, 741 nt
Organism: Pocillopora verrucosa
Lineage: Eukaryota; Metazoa; Cnidaria; Anthozoa; Scleractinia; Pocilloporidae
Source: RefSeq, a predicted model, not a curated record